AUGACAGGAAAUAUGAGUGUUAGACGAAAUUGGCACACAGCAUCCACAUUAGCAAAUGGAUCAGUAUUAGUUGCUGGUGGAUGGAACAACAUUGAUACUUUUCUCAGUAAUGCUGAAGUGUACAAUCCAUCAUCAGGCACCUGGACAAUGGUAGGAAGCAUGAGUGCCGUACGACAAAAGCACACAGCAUCUACAUUAGCAAAUGGAUUAGUAUUAGUUGCUGGGGGAGCCAACAGCGCUGUUGCGAUCGAUAUUGCUGAAUUGUACAAUCUAUCAACAAGCAAUUGGACAACCACGGGACACAUGAAUAUCGCACGAUAUGCUCACACAGCAACCAUAUUAGCAAAUGGAUCAGUAUUAUUUGUAGGCGGACAGGGUAAUGGUGGUUAUCUUAAUAGUGCUGAAUUGUACAAUCCGUUAACAGGCACUUGGACAACUACAGGAAACAUGAGUAUCGCACGAGAAUAUCACACAGCAUCCACAUUAGCAAAUGGAUUUGUAUUAGUUGCUGGUGGAGGUAACUCCAGUAGUUAUCUCAAUAGUGCUGAGUUAUACGAUCCAAUAAGAGGCACUUGGACAAUCACAGGAAACAUGAGUGUCACACGAGGAUAUUACACAGCAUCCACGUUGGCAGAUGGAUCUGUAUUAGUUGCCGGUGGAUACAACGGUGGUUAUCUCAAUAGUGCUGAAUUGUACAAUCCAUCAACAGACACUUGGACAACCACUGGAAGUAUGAAUGCCGCACGAUCUAGUCACACAGCAGCCACAUUAGCAGAUGGAUCAGUAUUAGUUACUGGAGGAGAGAACAGCGCUGGUGUUCUCAAUAGUGCUGAAUUGUAUAAUCCAUCAACAGGCACAUGGACAACUACAGCAAACAUGAGUAUCGCACGAGAAUAUUACACAGCAUCCAUAUUAACAAAUGGAGAAAUAUUAGUUACUGGUGGAUGCACCAAUGGUGGUUAUCUCAAUAGUGCUGAGCUUUAUUAA
This is a messenger RNA of Adineta steineri, 987 nucleotides long. Lineage: Eukaryota; Metazoa; Rotifera; Eurotatoria; Adinetida; Adinetidae. The record is from the annotation of a GenBank genome assembly.